Diospyros lotus (date-plum) is the source of this 1566-nucleotide messenger RNA. RefSeq lists its product as uncharacterized. The transcript has 3 exons. Lineage: Eukaryota; Viridiplantae; Streptophyta; Magnoliopsida; Ericales; Ebenaceae. Bases 250 to 1137 code for a protein of 295 amino acids. The record is from RefSeq and is a predicted model, not a curated record.
ACAAACUUUUACCAGCUUACCCAACUCAACAAAGCAAACACCAGAGUUCAUCAACUAUAACACAUCACAUCCAAGAUUAGUGAGUAGGUCUUCCAAACGUACCUCGCAUUUUGAAACCCUAGCUCGCGCUUCGAUCGAUCGAUCUCUCCUUCCAGCAACCCACCACAAUUGAGGAUUCCACCAAACCCACCAAUCUCCGAAGCCCUAGAGAUUCGGCCGUGGGAGCUCUAGGGGUCUUGGGUCCCAGCAAUGGCGAUCCUCGGCGAUGCGCUCCGGCAGGCGUUCAUGCCGAAGCACGAGUACCAGAGCCUUCGGGAGGAGGACCGGGCGUGGCUUCGCCUGCAGAGGCCUUUGUUGCUAUGCGGUUUGGCGUUUGUUUCGCUUGCGAUUGCCGUCUCCACUUGGAUUAGCUUGAGUAUAGUGUUUCGAGCCGACGGCGGGAAGCGGCCGUUCUGCGCCGAUUUGCGGCUCCAGCCGCUGUCGAUUAACGUUAGCGCGGCCGGCACCGCUGGGGAUUCGGAUCUUUUCCCCAGAGCGUUUUACCUUACGGAUCAAGAAACUGUGGACUACUACUGGAUGGUUGUAUUCGUUCCUUCUACGUUGGUUUUCGUUGUCUCGGUGGUUUAUCUUUUAGCAGGGAUUAUUGUUGCAUAUACGGCUCCAACAAGACAUUGGUGUUUACAGGUUGUAGAGAAUAACUAUUGUGCAUCAAAGAGGGGUGGGGUUCGCUGCUUGUCCAUUCUAAAUGUUGUGUUUGCCAUCAUUUUUGGCCUUCUGGCAAUUUUUCUUGGCUCAAGCCUUCUCACAUUGGGGAGCAGCUGCUCAUCGCCCUUGUUUUGGUCAUAUGAGGUUGCGUCUUGGGGAUUGGUCAUUCUAUACGGGGGAACUGCAUUCCUCCUAAGAAGGAAAGCAGCAAUAGUUCUUGAUGAAAGUGACUUUGCCGGUCGGAAUCUUGGGCUAGAAAUGUUAGAAGCAAACCCAUUAGAAGUCACGCCAGAUGUAGAGAGGCGUGUUAAUGAAGGUUUUAAGUCCUGGAUGGGAUCAUCCUACCUAUCCUCUGAUGAAGAGGACGAACCCGACAACUAUCAGGACGCGUCUCAUCCAUUCCGCACAAACUCAACAAGGCAAAGGGCGUGAUUGCAUCUUUCGUGCAUGAGUUCUCAACAUCACUAACUCCAGCACUUUUGUCUGACUCAGUUCAUUUGUAUUUGGGGGUAUAUCCUGGAAUGCUGGUGGUUGCAAUUUCUACACUAACUGGUACGCAUAGAGGAUGGAACAUCGACGAUGACACGGGAUGAAACAAUUUCUACACAGGAUGCGUCGGUGUUGAAUGAGCUGGCUGUUGUAUCAGUGCUAGGUAACUGUCCAUAUUUUGUAAAAUAUCGCUAGAUAAAAUCUUCUGUUCUUUUUUACCCUUCUCGGCGCUGCAAGGCUACAAGCUUGUUUCAUCCUAAGUGAAACAAUUUUUUCAUCUUCCGUAGCUUCUGAACUGAAUCAUGAAAAUUUGUCGGCUAACUGAGUUACUGACUUACAUGCUCGAAAUUGUCAUUGAUAUUCUUGUGCCUU